Molecule: messenger RNA, 2074 nt
Organism: Gavialis gangeticus (Gharial)
Lineage: Eukaryota; Metazoa; Chordata; Crocodylia; Gavialidae
Gene: APMAP
Product: adipocyte plasma membrane associated protein
Exons: 9
Coding region: 32-1279 (415 amino acids)
Biological process (GO): biosynthetic process
Molecular function (GO): strictosidine synthase activity
Source: RefSeq, a predicted model, not a curated record
CGGGCUGGGCGUCCCGGGCGCUGCGAGCAGCAUGAAUGAGGCCGAGGGGCUGCGGCAGCGCCGCCCGCUCCGCCCGCAGGUCGUUACCGAGGACAGCGCGGCCCAGGCCGCCAAGGAUGGCAGUACAUACAGCAGUAAGGUAUUUCGUGUGACCUUCAUGACAUUGGCUGUGACCCUAAUUAUUCCCUUGCUUGGAGCAAUUCUUCUGCUGGAGUGUCCCAUAGAUCCUCAACCUCUAAGCUUCAAAGAACCUCCCCUUCUGACUGGUGUGCUGGAGCCAAAUAUUAAGUUACGACAAGCAGAAAGGUUGUUUGAGAAUCAGAUCAUUGGACCAGAAUCCAUUGUUAAUAUUGGUGAUGUGCUGUUUACUGGGACAGCUGAUGGAAAGAUUUUAAAAAUUGAAGAUGGGGAAAUACAGACACUAGCACAACUUGGCCAUGGUCCUUGCAGAACGAGGGAAGAUGAGCCCGACUGUGGGAGACCUCUUGGCAUCAGAGUGGGGCCAAAUAAUACCCUUUUUGUGGCAGACGCAUAUUAUGGAAUAUAUGAAAUCAAUCCUGUUACAGGUGAAGUGCAAAUGCUUUUGUCAACUAAAACACCGAUUGAAGGUCAGAAAUUGUCCUUUUUGAAUGACCUGACAUUGACUCGGGAUGGGAGGAAGAUCUACUUCACGGACUCGAGCAGUAAAUGGCAAAGGAGGGAUUUUGCUCUCCUGGUUAUGGAAGGAAGAGAUGAUGGACGCUUGUUUGAAUAUGACACUGUGACCAAAGAAGUGAAAGUCUUAAUGGUGGGGCUGAGGUUUCCCAAUGGAGUACAGCUCUCUCCGGCUGAAGACUUUGUGUUGGUGGCAGAGCUGACACUGGCUAGAAUAAGGAGGUAUUACGUGUCUGGGCUUAUGAAAGGUGGAGCAGAUAUGUUUGUAGAAAACAUGCCUGGCUUUCCAGAUAACAUUCGCCGGAGCAGCUCUGGAGGAUACUGGGUGGCCAUGUCAGCUAUCCGACCAAACCCUGGAUUUUCUAUGAUGGAUUUCUUAUCUGAAAAACCCUGGAUUAAAAGCAUUAUAUUUAAGCUGCUAAGUCAAGACACUGUGAUCAAGUUUGUGCCCAGGUAUAGCCUUGUCAUAGAACUGGGAGAAACAGGCUCCUACAAAAGAAGCUUUCAUGAUCCUAAUGGGAUGGUGGUGGCUUAUGUUAGCGAAGCACAUGAACACGAUGGAUACCUCUACUUGGGCUCCUUUCGAUCUCCAUUCAUUUGCAGACUUAACCUUGAGCAUGUUUAACUGCUGGUAUGAAAUAAUAUCCCGAAACAUCCCAAGAGUGUGAAAGGAAAGCUGGAAGCAAAUGGUCAUCCAAGGAAGAGCCGCGGGAGUAGAUCCCUUUACAUAUGCCAUAGCACCAUUAAGUGCAACAGGGAAAUCCCCAGCUGCUAUGCUAUAACAAAAAAAUAUAUGUAUGCAUAUGCAUUGCUAUAAUUGUCUCCUUUCUCUCCGCUUGUCUAUUCUACUCUACUCUGUCUUGAAAGUGGCAUGCAUAAAAUUAACAUCUGUGGGGAGCAGAGGAGUAAGCAGAUAUGAUCAAAUGCUCUUGUUCAGUGGAAACCAUCACUGCUCCCCUUCCAUGUCUUAAGUAGGCAUCCUCUGUCCAGUUGAAUACAAUUUCAUUGUCAUUCAGUUGAAAAUACAACACUGGAAAUAGGUAGUUACCUUAAAUGAAGCAAUGCUGUGGUUGAAGAGGUUGGCUUGCAUGUAAUUUUAUUUCCAGUUUGGAUCCUACCCUAUAGGCAUGGUUCAAAAAAUGUUAUGCAUGUUCUCAUGUCAUGCCAUGCUUCUGUGAUAGCAGCAAUAACCACCAGGGCCUAACUAGAAACCUUGUUUGCCCAGUCAGGGUUUUUCAAUUCCAGCCUAUAUAAUGAACAUAUGAAACUGUACCUGACUGUUAAUUGAUGUACAGUAAUUUUUCUUUGCUAAUGGUCUACUAAUCAGUCUUUCUCUCUCUCUGUAGCAUUGUAAUUUGCCAGUGAUUGAAUGUUACAUUUUAUACAGCAUUAAACAGAAGGCUGGUUCUAGUGGGUUUUA